CGUCGCCUCAAGCAGCCAUGGCUGUCGAGUUGGAAGAAAGCAGACCUGGCUGGGAGGGGAGAAGGCAUGGUUGCAGCCGGCCAGACAAUGCGUUGAGACCUAAAACAGUUCGUGCUGAAAAUGGCGCAGGUUGGGUGUACAGUAUAUGCUAGUGACUAUUCGCGCGUUGCGCUAAUCCACAUGCCCCGUGUGAUUCUGCUCGUAGUUCAACCUGGGUGCGUGUUUGCCGAGCGCCGUAAGUACGAACGGUACGUAGCAGAUUGAGUGAGAUUGCGUGUAGUACAGUAUUAGAGGCUGGCUUCAACACUCCUGCCAUAAACCGUCCUUUUUUUGCGCAGUUCACGGUUUCCACACGGCAUCAGGAACCAGCAUUACUUCGCUGGCGCGGCGUAUCCCUGAAAGGCGAGGUCUGUUUAGCAGCUAGAGUCGAAGGCACUUUCUUUUACCGUGCAGAGAAAUUAUCGAGGACUGUACCUUGGUAUUAUCGAAAUUUGAGAAUUCCCAAUAGAAGGUCAUAGCUAUGGCUUCGCACCACCGCCCAUUCAGACCGCUCCGCUUCUUGCGACGCACUUCCCGCUCCCUUCGGUUAUCCCGACACAGCUCCAGAAUACGGUUACCCUGUCCCCAACGGUUAUGCUCUUCGCAAAUAUUCGCUAUCGUCGUCGCUGCAGUUCUCAUCCGCGCGACAAGCGGCGGGCAGGAUUCACGAAGGAGCCUGGUUGGCCGCGACCAGGCGAGUCAGCUGCAAUCGACGGUUCUGUCGCCGAAUGCGGUGUUUCCUAACGUGCUGGGUCGCAUACAGCUCUACGAGGAGGACGGAAUGAGCAGCGAAUCAAAGCUCGCCACGUCGAGCGCUGCGAAAUCGCAUCGACAAGCUUCUGCGUCGCAAGAAUCGUCGUCAUCGUCGCAGUCGUCGCAAUCGUCGCCGUCGUCGUCGCCUGCGGCGUGCGAUCUGGACGACGGUUCCUGGGAGGUUGACGACUCGUGGCCGCUCUACCAAUCAGAGAACUGCCCGUUCGCGCGCGAAGAAACGAUGUGCGCGAAAUACGGACGACCAAAUCAAGACUACGCGAAGCUGAGAUGGGUGCUGGCCGGCGAACGUGGUAACCCUAACAGCGGCACCGGCGACGGUGCAGGCGAGGGUGGCGAAAAGUGCUCACUCACGAAGAUCACGGGUUCGAAUCUCUGCAGGCGCGUCGCAGGGCACCGCAUAGCGUUUGUGGGCGAUUCGUUAUCGCAAAACGCGUUUGAGUCUAUGGCGUGUCUGAUGCACCGAUUCGCGGGAAUGCCGGAAGUGCGGGUGGAGAGACACCGGGAUCGCAUGUACCACUGGCCCAACUGCAACCUCACCGUCGCAUUCUCGUUCCACCAGUUUCUGUCCGAGGUGGCAUGGAACAAGGUCCAGGUGUCAGACGGUGGGGCCAUCCAGCUGGACCAAUCAGGGAAGAGAUGGACGAAGCACAUUAAAGCCUUCGACACAUUUGUUAUCAAUUCCGGCCACUGGUGGUCUGAACGGCAACUGACCCGUUACAACAUAACCUUUGCACCUCCGCACGAAUCCCUCGACUUCCUUCAAGCAUAUCGCCGUGCCCUCAACACAACCCUCUCAGAGUUUCUACACCCAAAACUCGCUAACAAGCAGGUUUUUUUCACCGCCUCCGCCCCGUCCCACGACAUUCACGGACUCUGCCCGGAAAACAAGUUUAUCAAGAAGGGCGACACGAAGCGGGUGAAUCGGAUGCGCCUCCCUUGGACGGUCGAAAAGAACGAAGUUUUAGUUGACGUCGUUCGGGGGUUUGAGCAGAAGCAAGCUCAAGGAGCAAGCGGGUUCCAAGGAGCAAGAAUAAAGCUCCUGGACAUGUAUAACGUGACCCUGUACAGGCAAGAAGCACACCCGUCUACAUACAAUGCGAGGGGCAUUUGGGAUUGCCUGCACUACUGCCUGCCGGGGGUGCCUGAUGUGUGGAACGAGAUUCUCCUGUGGCAAAUGGAGAUUGAGAAGAGCAUAAGAGUGAGGGUGUAGUGAAGGGGAGCUGCAUGUUGGGGCUAUAAUAAUAUUGUGUACCUCCAAAAAGCCAAAUAAAAUCAUGCCAAUGCCAACAUGUCCCUGCAUGUUAA
Molecule: messenger RNA, 2118 nt
Organism: Closterium sp. NIES-67
Lineage: Eukaryota; Viridiplantae; Streptophyta; Zygnematophyceae; Desmidiales; Closteriaceae
Source: the annotation of a GenBank genome assembly